GAGAGAACCCAAUUCAAUUUCUUCUCACAGUCUUGAAGUAGCACUAGCCCCAUGGCUCCAAUGCUGAGGCCUGGCCUCACUCUCCUCCUCUCCACUCUCCUAUUUUCCCACAUUCUUGUUGAGGUCUCAGCUACAACAAUGACGUUCAUCAACAAAUGCUCCCACCCGGUCUGGCCCGGAAUCCAGCCCAGCGCCGGCCAGCCCAUCCUCGCCAAAGGCGGCUUCGCUCUCGGACCCAACAAGGCUCACACCCUCCAGCUCCCACCUCUCUGGUCCGGUCGCUUCUGGGGACGACACGGCUGCGCCUUCGACGCCUCCGGCCGCGGCCGCUGCGCCACUGGCGACUGCGGUGGCAACCUCUUCUGUUCCGGCCUCGGCGGCACCCCUCCGGCCACUCUCGCCGAGAUCACCCUUGGCAACGAGCAGGACUUCUACGACGUCAGCCUCGUCGACGGGUACAACCUCGCCAUCUCCAUCACACCCUACAAGGGCUCCGGCAAGUGCAGCUACGCCGGCUGCGUCAGUGACCUGAAUAUGAUGUGUCCGGUGGGACUGCAAGUCCGGUCACACGACAACCGGCGAGUGGUGGCGUGUAAAAGCGCUUGUUCGGCGUUCAACUCGCCUCGGUAUUGCUGCACCGGAAGCUACGGGACCCCUCAGUCGUGUAAACCGACGGCGUAUUCCCGGAUCUUCAAGACGGCGUGCCCGAGAGCUUAUUCUUAUGCUUAUGAUGAUCCCACCAGCAUUGCUACUUGCACCCGUGGAAAUUAUUUUGUCACCUUCUGCCCUCACCACCGUUGAUUAGUUAGUAAUAGUAAUUCCGUCCAGUUUAUUUAAGUAGUUCCGGUAGUUCAGAUCAGUGUUGCACCUCGCAACUGUUGCUUAGCUUCCAUGACUGUGUUUUUAUGUAUGCUACGAAGAAGAUGAACGGCAUUUUGGUAUCUA
Molecule: messenger RNA, 945 nt
Organism: Argentina anserina (silverweed cinquefoil)
Lineage: Eukaryota; Viridiplantae; Streptophyta; Magnoliopsida; Rosales; Rosaceae
Product: thaumatin-like protein
Exons: 2
Coding region: 52-801 (249 amino acids)
Biological process (GO): defense response
Cellular component (GO): extracellular region
Source: RefSeq, a predicted model, not a curated record